AUGAAAUAUCUUCCACUAGUGAUGGCAUUGUUGUGCUUGACUGCUCUUUCAAGAGUAGAAUCUGUAAAAGAGUUAUUGGAAUAAACUAAGGAUUAAUAUCAUUUAGCAUAAGAUAUUGAUACUCUUAAAUCAAUGCUUGAAGCAGAGUUGGGCAUUAAGAAAGAGAAGGAGACACCUAAUUAGGUCCCAUCUAUUGCCUAAGAUUCCGUGAAAUAGUCUAUAUUGUUCGCUAAAGUUAAGAAAUCCGAAUACAACUUAAAUAAUAGUACUUAUCCCAACUCAACUUACAAUUACACAUAUCAGUCAUCUUCAACCUAAUAUCCAACCUAUAGCAAUUCAAGCAAUUCAAGCAACUCAAGCAACUCAUCAAAUACUACAAAUGGAUCAAAUGGAUCUUAUCCUUACAGCAACCUCACCUACAGCUAUGAUUAUCCAUCCACUUCAAAUAGUUCCAGCAAUUCCUCAUCCUACAACACUACCAAUUAGACUUCUACUAUUAACUAAACCAAUGGUUCCUCAAAUUACAACAGAACAAUUAAUAGUAGAUAUAUUCCAUCAAGACUAUAAUUGAGAGUUAGAAACAAUUCAAAAAUGCUAAAGGAACAAAUAUAAAAUAACACCUAAAAUGUUACUUAUUACAACACAUCUAGUGGAACUUACGAGUACGUAGUUAUUUAUAAUAACACUGAAAUUUAUGAAAAUUCAACUGAAUCUAACUAUUUUUACUAUUAGAAUAACACAUAGGUUACUUUAGAUAGACAAUAUGAUGAUAAUGGUAAUGUGAUAUACAGAAACUUCAACCUUAAUUAUUCUUUGAUCAUAGCCUAGAACUCAACCAACACAAAUUACAAAGAGUAAUAAAACGCCUUUGGAACACUCGUUCUUACAAAUCAAACAUUUUCAGGAUAAUAUAACAAGUAUGGAGAAUACAAUGGAUUUUCAACAGACUUUAAUAAUAACUUGUAUUAUGGUGAAAAUAAUUAUUUUUAUGGAAAUGCUGGAUACUCUAAUUAAACAGGAAAUUAUUCAUAUAGUAGUUCCGUCUAUGGAGGUACUUAUGAAAAUUAAUAAAAUGGAUCCUCAACCUCAUCCUAUAGAUAUAGAAAUAGUAGUGAAGGCCAUGCUGAUGCAGACUUUAACCAAAAUACUUCAAGCAAAUACUCAGGUUAAUCAUAAAGCCAAAACUAAUACUAUAUAGACUCUAAUUUUAUUCAAGGAAAUAACUCAUCAAUUUCUCAGCUUGAAAAUACAUAAAUCAAUGAAUAUGCAACCCAAAGUAAUUCUUAAUAUCGAACAAAUGACACCUUUUCAAAUACUGAUUCUUCCUCUAUAUCAGAGAGUUAAGGAUAGUAUAAUAGCACCACCAUCUAUCAUGAUGACUAUUAAGCAGGUAUUUACAAUUCACAAUCUACAUAAUAUGACGCAUCUUAUAAUAAUUCCACUUCUAAUAAUUAAAAUUAAUAAGGUUUUAAUUAUAACUAUACUGCUUCUGGCAACAGUGCAAAAUCUUUCGAUAAUUAAACCAACUAUUUUGAAGGUUCCAACACAACCUUCGAUAGUAUAGCAGGAGGCCGAUAAAAAAACUCCUACGAUUAUGACAAUUACACUUAUUCAUUUUCCUCCGAAUCAAUUAAUGGAAUUUUUAACGAUACUAAUAAAGAAGUCGUUAGCGAAGGAAAAACUACAGUGACCACUAUUGAUUCUAAAGCUACAAGCAGUGACUACUCUGGUUAUAAAUAUAAUGAUGAUCCGACUGAUUUUAGUGGUUCAAGUUAGACAACCCACUCUUAAUCAACAACAGAAUAGUCAAGAUAACAAUUCAAUCAAUUAAGAGGUUCAAAGAAAUACAGCUUCAGGAUCAUGGAGAUAAAUUGA
Paramecium tetraurelia is the source of this 1875-nucleotide messenger RNA. RefSeq lists its product as uncharacterized. The record is from RefSeq and is a predicted model, not a curated record. Lineage: Eukaryota; Ciliophora; Oligohymenophorea; Peniculida; Parameciidae. The transcript has 2 exons.